Molecule: messenger RNA, 2073 nt
Organism: Bipolaris zeicola 26-R-13
Lineage: Eukaryota; Fungi; Ascomycota; Dothideomycetes; Pleosporales; Pleosporaceae
Exons: 3
Coding region: 1-2073 (690 amino acids)
Biological process (GO): L-valine biosynthetic process
Cellular component (GO): acetolactate synthase complex; mitochondrion
Molecular function (GO): flavin adenine dinucleotide binding; thiamine pyrophosphate binding; magnesium ion binding
Source: RefSeq, a predicted model, not a curated record
AUGCUCCAGUCACGCACGCGAGCUAUCAAUGCUCUCAACCGCACCCGCUGCUUUUCCACAACACCACACAAAGCUGCCGUCUCGCCCUUCCGCAGGCCUGCCCAGGCCCUCACUGCCAAUGCCGCCUCCCAGGAUGCAAAGCGAACACAGAGCACUGCCGCCGCCGGCACACAAUCACAACCGCGCUCAAGACCAUCGCCUGCCUUCAACCGCGACGACUAUGACAGUGUCCAGCCAUUGAAGCAGUACCGCUCGCCUGCAAUGGACCACUCGUUCGUUGGCAUGACUGGCGGCCAGAUUUUCCACGAGAUGAUGCUCCGUCAGGGCGUCAAGCACAUCUUUGGAUACCCGGGCGGCGCCAUUCUCCCCGUUUUCGAUGCCAUUUACCAGUCCAAACACUUUGACUUUAUCCUCCCACGACAUGAACAGGGCGCAGGCCAUAUGGCCGAGGGUUAUGCUCGCGCAAGUGGCAAGCCUGGUGUUGUCCUCGUCACCUCUGGCCCUGGCGCCACAAAUGUCGUCACACCCAUGCAGGAUGCCCUCAUGGACGGAACCCCUCUCGUUGUUUUCUGCGGUCAGGUCGUCACCAGCGCAAUUGGCUCAGACGCUUUCCAGGAAGCCGAUAUGGUCGGCAUCACAAGGCCCUGCACAAAGUGGAAUGUCCUCGUCAAGAACAUUGCCGAGCUACCAAGGAGAAUUAACGAGGCUUUCGAGAUUGCCACCAGCGGCCGCCCAGGACCUGUUCUUGUCGACUUGCCCAAAGAUGUCACUGCUAGCGUUCUCCAAAGAGCCAUCCCCAUGAGCAGCACCCUCCCCACCACCGUCAGUGCCGCCACCAUUGCCGCAAGGGAAUUGAGCAAGCAGCAGUUGGACCAGUCCAUUAGGAGAUCUGCCGACCUGAUCAACAAGGCCAAGAAGCCCGUCAUCUACGCUGGCCAGGGUAUCUUGCAAACAGAAGACGGCCCUCGCCUUCUCAAGGAACUCGCUGAAAAGGUUACCAUACCCGUCACCACCACUCUCCAAGGCCUCGGAGGUUUCGACGAGCUCGACCCCAAGUCCCUGCACAUGCUGGGUAUGCACGGCUCAGCCUAUGCCAACAUGGCUAUGCAGGAAGCCGACCUCAUUCUCGCUCUUGGCGCCCGUUUCGACGACCGCAUUACCGGUGCCAUCUCCAAGUUCGCUCCUGCUGCCAAGGCUGCUGCAGCCGAGGGCCGUGGAGGAAUCAUUCACUUUGAAAUUAUGCCAAAGAACAUCAACAAGGUCGUACAAGCGACUGAGGCUGUUGAGGGAGAUCUUGGCACAAAUUUGAAGCAGCUCCUGCCUCUAGUAAACAAGGUUGAUGACCGUCCCGAGUGGAUGGGCCAAAUUGCCGAAUGGAAGAAGCGCUUCCCUUGGGCUUACGAGAAGGAGGGCGAGAAUGGGUUGAUCAAGCCUCAGACUGUCAUGGAGAAGCUUUCAGAUCUCACAGCCGAUCGCAAGGAACAAACCAUUCUUACUACCGGUGUUGGUCAGCAUCAAAUGUGGUGCGCUCAGCACUACCGAUGGCGGUACCCGCGUACCAUGAUCACCUCGGGUGGUCUCGGUACUAUGGGUUAUGGUCUGCCAGCCGCCAUUGGUGCCAAGGUUGCACGACCAGACUGCACAGUCAUCGACAUCGACGGCGACUCUUCCUUUAGCAUGACUCUAACUGAACUCUCCACCGCGGCUGAAUUUAACAUUGGUGUCAAGGUCAUUAUCCUUAAUAAUGAGGAGCAGGGCAUGGUCACACAAUGGCAAACCCUCUUCUACACUGACCGUUUCUCCCACACUCACCAACGUAACGCCGACUUUGUCAAGCUCGGUGACGCCAUGGGUGUUCAGGCCAAGCGCUGCAUGAAAAUCGACGAGCUGGAGGAUUCGCUCAAGUGGCUGCUCGAUACCGAAGGUCCAGCCCUGCUGGAGAUUGUGACGGACCAAAAGGUGCCUGUUCUGCCCAUGGUCCCCGCUGGCAGUGCACUACAUGAGUUUUUGGUAUACGACGAGAAAACGGCGAAAGAGCGCAGAGCUCAAACAAAGGCGAGAUCGGGUCGCUGA